Molecule: messenger RNA, 1137 nt
Organism: Humulus lupulus (European hop)
Lineage: Eukaryota; Viridiplantae; Streptophyta; Magnoliopsida; Rosales; Cannabaceae
Exons: 6
Coding region: 104-943 (279 amino acids)
Biological process (GO): vesicle-mediated transport
Cellular component (GO): membrane; Golgi apparatus
Molecular function (GO): small GTPase binding
Source: RefSeq, a predicted model, not a curated record
UUGACGAGGUAAGAACUCAGAAGAAAGGGAGAGAGAAAGAGAUCUUUGGGAGAGGGAGCAGUAAACAAGAUAGACAGAGAGAAAGAGAGUCCAGCUGAGGAAGAUGAUGUCAGGCAACUAUACCAGUCUUGAUAAUCAAAAAGUUUCUGGAUCUGUUCCUGCUGUCACAGAUCCAGGCCACGUUACCGUCAAAUUCCAAGAUUCAAGCCUUCAGACAUUUCCUCCGUCUGAAGCACAAGGGAAGAUAACAGCUACUUCUCGCCCUCCUCGUGAUGCUGAUGAUUCAUUUUCAAAACCUGUAUCGAGUUCUGAUGAACCCCAGCAGGGUGGUUGGUUUCGGACAUUUUCUAUAGCCACUUACAAACCAUACUUUGAUGUUGAUACUUCUGAUGUUCUAGAUAGGAUAAAAUACACCCUCUUUCCAUUUACUGGAGGUUUUACCGAGAAAACAGAUGGAAACCCAGAUUUGUAUGGACCAUUCUGGAUAUGCACUACCCUUAUCUUUGUAGCUGCUUCUAUUGGCACUUUCGUGACAUAUGUGGCACACAAACUGCAAAAGAAAGAAUGGGACUAUGACAUCAAUCUUAUGACCUGGUCUGCUGGUUUGUUCUACGGCUAUGUCACUCUUGUUCCUCUUGGAUUAUAUUUAAUCCUUAAAUACUUCUCAGCACCAUCAGGUCUUGUUCAGCUGUUUUGUCUCUAUGGAUAUUCCCUAUUUGUCUUCAUUCCAGCUCUGUGUCUCUCUGUUGUGCCGUUGGAAAUUUUCAGAUGGGUGGUAACAGGUGUAGCUGGGUUUAUGUCGGCAACCUUUGUGGCGAUUAACCUUCGAGCUCACAUUGAGUCAGCAGGUCGAAGGUGGUUCUUGAUUGUAGCCGGCAUCUUUCUCUUGCAGUUGGGCCUGGCUUUCGUCCUGAAACUUUAUCUGUUCACUGUCACGGUGUAGUACUCGAACUUCAUCAAAAUGGCAUGAACAAACUUGUAGAUUACAAAAAGAAAAAGAGCUUUUUUUUUUAUCCAUUGCCUAUUGUUUUCACCUGAUAGAAGAAAUGUGUCAUUCAUCAUCAAUUAGAACAUAAACAUAUACUGCAUUCAUUCAUUUUUCGCAAUAUAAAUUCAUAUGACUGAAACCUUAAUGUC